Molecule: messenger RNA, 321 nt
Organism: Podarcis lilfordi (Lilford's wall lizard)
Lineage: Eukaryota; Metazoa; Chordata; Lepidosauria; Squamata; Lacertidae
Source: the annotation of a GenBank genome assembly
AUGAGGCAAGGUUGGGACGUGGCGGACACCCUGCAUGCAUUUCUCUUGUCAAAACGAAGCAGAAACUCGCCGGUCUUAUUCCACUCCCCCCCCCCCGAGGUACAGACAAAUCUCUGCCUGCUGCCCUCCCAUCUCUCCUUCGUCCCCCAGAUGUUCUCUUUCUGUGAAGGGAUCUCUGCCUGUUUCCAGCCCCUCUGCCCCGGUCUCAGCAGGCUACUGGGCAAAGCUGGCGCAGCGGAUCGGGCCUUCGCCAUCUCUUCAAGGAAGCUGAGAAAGAGCAGCCGGGGUGGGAGUGGCGGCGCCGGCAGCUUCCUCUGCUAG